Messenger RNA from Bombina bombina (fire-bellied toad), 3168 nucleotides. RefSeq names its product prolylcarboxypeptidase (gene PRCP). The record is from RefSeq and is a predicted model, not a curated record. NCBI's taxonomy places the organism in Eukaryota, Metazoa, Chordata, Amphibia, Anura, Bombinatoridae. Gene Ontology annotation, biological process: negative regulation of systemic arterial blood pressure; angiogenesis involved in wound healing; regulation of blood vessel endothelial cell migration. The transcript is spliced from 9 exons. Gene Ontology annotation, molecular function: dipeptidyl-peptidase activity; serine-type exopeptidase activity. The coding region runs from base 58 to 1545 and encodes 495 amino acids.
AGCUUCCUCCUGUCUUCUGCUGCAGGGAAUCCCCUGAUCUCUCAGGGACAGAGCACCAUGGCAUCUGUAGUGACCACACAGCUGCCAGGCACUAACUACCUCCUCCUAGCCUUGAACUUGCUGGCUGCCUGCACUACCUCUGUGCUCUCCUUCCAGUUUAUCUCUGCCAGGCAGGCUCAGCCAAGCACUGCUGGAAUCACAUACAAAACAUACUACUUUAACCAGAAGAUAGAUCAGUUUGGUUUUGCUGAAGAUUCCACGUACAAACAGCGCUAUCUAAUUUCAGAUGAUCACUGGAAGAAACCCGGUGGGCCUAUACUAUUCUACACUGGCAAUGAGGGAGAUAUCGCCUUGUUCUGCAAUAACACAGGAUUCAUGUGGGACGUAGCAGAAGAGUUUGGAGCCAUGUUAGUUUUUGCUGAACAUCGGUACUAUGGCGAAUCUUUGCCUUUCGGCGAUUUAUCAUUCAGUGAUCCAAAACAUUUGAAUUAUCUGACAUCUGAACAGGCUCUAGCAGACUUUGCAGUCUUACUAAGGCAUCUUAAAGGGACCAUUGAUGGAGCCCAAAACAGCCCAGUGAUAGCCAUUGGCGGCUCUUAUGGUGGAAUGCUUGCUGCCUGGUUCCGAAUGAAGUACCCGCAUGUUGUGGUAGGAGCUCUUGCGGCUUCAGCCCCUAUCUGGCUGUUUGAGGAUUUAGUUCCCUGCAAUUCCUACUAUGAAAUUGUAACAAAUGAUUUUAAGAAAAGUGGACCUGGAUGUUCUGAAAGCAUCUCAAAUUCCUGGGCAGCUAUUAACCGCAUGGCAGAAACUGGUGACAGUCUGCUCUGGUUGUCCAAUGCAUUUCAUUUGUGUUCACCACUGAAAUCAAGAGAGGAUGUUGCAGCUUUCAAAGGCUGGCUGAGUGAAACCUGGGUUAACUUAGCUAUGGUUGACUAUCCAUAUCCUGCCAACUUUUUAGAGCCUUUGCCUGCCUGGCCUAUUCAGGUAGUGUGCAAAUAUUUGAAAAACCCGAAGUGUGGUGAUAAAGAGCUGCUGCAGAAUAUUUUCCAGGCUGUUAAUGUUUAUUACAACUACACGGGUAAUGCCGAAUGCUUAAACAUAUCUCAAACAUCGUCCGGAAGUGUUUCAGACCUAGGCUGGAGCUAUCAGGCUUGCACAGAAAUGGUGAUGCCGUUGUGCUCAGAUGGAAUUAAUGACAUGUUUGAAGCUCAGCCAUGGGAUCUUCAGGCUUAUUCUGAUGAGUGCUAUAAGCAGUGGGGUGUUCGGCCUCGAGACACGUGGAUUACAACUAUGUAUGGCGGGAAGAAUAUCAGCGCGCACAGCAACAUAGUAUUCAGCAAUGGUGGCCUGGAUCCAUGGUCAUCUGGUGGUGUGAAUGAGAAUAUCAGUGACACUUUAGUUGCUAUUGUUAUUCCAGAAGGCGCACAUCACUUAGAUCUGCGCUCCAACAAUGCCUAUGACCCAAAAUCUGUUCUUCAGGCUCGAGCUUUGGAAAUACAGUACAUGAAGAGGUGGAUAGAACAGUACAAGGCGAAUAAGAACUGAAAGCUUGCUUUUCCCAAGUCACUUUGUAAAAAUAAUUUUGUUGUAGGUGUUAGGAUAUUCAAGGAAAUUUCACAAAGGAAAAAUCACUUUAAUUUUGUAUAAUGCCUUAAUAUUUUGUGUCAGUGUAUUCAAUCCCCCCCCAACUCUGCAUUUGUGUAUAGCUAGAAAUUAAACCUUUUAAAUCAGUUUUUACACAUUAUAGGGCUCUUCACAAACAAAUUAAAUAACACAUCAAAAAUAAAUGUAUGUGUGUGUGCAAUUCACAGUAUUUUCUUAUGAAAUAAAGAAUUUAAACAUAGUUUAUGCAUAUUUUUAUCCUUUAGUCAGAAACAAAAAGUAUGUUUGUUACUGAAAAUGUAAUUGGUCAGGUGUAUUUGAGAUUCAUUUUGUCAGUGUGAUAAUCUGUGCAUAAAAAACAGACUUAUUCUCUUUUUAUUCCUCACUCUCUGUUUUAUAAUAUAUACUUUACAGCAACCAUAUAGCUUUUUAUACACAAUUCUACCAGUCGUGUGUAUAGAAAAAUAUGGAACCAAAUGUAAUGUUUGCAAAGGAAAAUUUAGGUUGUCCUAAAGAAACCUAAAGCUGAAUUAAAUUGCACUAUUGCUUGCCUAUAACUGUUUAACCUAUAUAAAGGCCUUAAACAAAGCGCUUAUGUGGCUGUACACUGCCGGUCUUGAGCUGAACAUAGCCGGUUAUUGGCAACUACACGCACAUUCCACCUCUGAUUGGCUUACUGGCUUUGUUUAGCUCUGGACCAGUAAGAAAAUACUAAAAUUACAGCGUAAUUUGCUUUCAAAAUAUUUGUACAGUCAUUCAGUUUAUGACAAAGGCCAUUUAGCACGAGCAGCCUCCAUUAUGCUGAACUCCAAAUGUAUUGUAUUGUUUUUUGUUUUGAUUUUGUCUAUGGACACUUAUUGUAAAACCACUUACUUUUUUUGUCCUCAUGUUAGUUCCCAAUGAACCCACACUGAUAAUUUCAUAAAAAAAUGUAUAGGCCCAUUACAAAUAAAUAAUUACUGUGUAAAAGGGAGGAAAAAAUGUUCACAUUGCUAUGUUAUUUGUUUCUCUUACUGUUUACAGUUAUCUCAUAGUCUCAUACCUGUUUUUUUAGCGUUCCUGAACUUCCCUAAUGGCAGAACUAUUUUAGUGUGCAUGUAAACACUCCAAUUAUUUCAUUUUGUUUUUCCCCCUUAAUACUUCCUUAUUUAGUAUUUAGAAAAAACAACUUAGUUUGUCUCAACAGGUCUGGUACUGAAAUCUAUCUUAUAAGUAACUCAGAUAAAUAAAAUUGCUAAUUAUUUGUUUGUAUUAAUACAUGGGGGCUUUUUGUAUGCUAUCCCCCCCGCAUGGAAGUGGAACAGAAAUUUUUCAACAGCACAUUCUUAGCAUUCUGAACGCAUUUUAUGAAUAAUUGUUCUAUAAGUGAGCGUGCAGGUUACCUCACUGUAGAUAACUUUGAAAUAUCCAUUUUUGACUAAACCACGUAGCAUAUUUAGGUCUUCUGGAUGGUUAUCAUCGUGAACAAAAAUGUAAUAUACUCAGGGGUUGUGUUUUCUUGUUAAUAUAAUGCUACAAUGUUUGUAUGUGAUUUUUUGCAGUAAAAUAAUUCUGAUUUACACAGUU